Molecule: messenger RNA, 1792 nt
Organism: Rosa rugosa (rugosa rose)
Lineage: Eukaryota; Viridiplantae; Streptophyta; Magnoliopsida; Rosales; Rosaceae
Product: 3-oxoacyl-[acyl-carrier-protein] synthase I, chloroplastic
Exons: 7
Coding region: 118-1524 (468 amino acids)
Biological process (GO): fatty acid biosynthetic process
Molecular function (GO): 3-oxoacyl-[acyl-carrier-protein] synthase activity
Source: RefSeq, a predicted model, not a curated record
ACGAGGUUUUCCUCCUCAUACAAAAACCAAUCCCAACCCCCCCCUUCUCUCUCACUCUUUCUUUCUCUCCGAUUCAAAAUCACAUCGUUGGCGUCGCCACCACUCUCCUUCACCACCAUGCAGGCCAUUCAGUCCUCCACGCUCCGACCCGCCCCGCUCGACCCGCUCCGCAAACGGACCCACUUCCCCAACCUCACUCCCAAACCCGCCUGCAGACGCGUCUCCUUCGUCUCCGCCUCCUCCUCCUCCGUCUCCGCCCCCACCCGCGAGAAGGACCCCAAGAAGCGCGUGGUCAUCACCGGCCUCGGCCUCGUCUCCGUCUUCGGCAACGACGUCAACACCUACUACGACAAGCUCCUCGCCGGAGAGAGCGGCGUCGGACCCAUCGACCGCUUCGACGCCUCCAAGUUCCCCACCCGGUUCGGCGGCCAGAUCCGCGGCUUCACCUCCGAGGGCUACAUUGACGGCAAGAACGAUCGCCGCCUCGACGAUUGCCUCCGCUACGCCAUUGUUGCCGGCAAGAAGGCUCUAGAAGAUGCUGAUCUCGGCGCCGAUAACCGCCCUAAGCUUGAUAAGUCGCGGGCUGGUGUGCUGGUUGGAUCAGGGAUGGGUGGUCUUACUGUGUUUUCUGAUGGUGUUCAUGCACUGAUAGAUAAAGGUCACAGGAAAAUUACCCCGUUUUUCAUUCCCUAUGCUAUUACAAACAUGGGAUCUGCUUUGCUUGGAAUUGAUUUGGGCUUUAUGGGGCCGAAUUAUUCAAUCUCGACGGCUUGUGCUACUUCAAAUUACUGUUUCUAUGCUGCGGCGAAUCACAUUCGUCGGGGUGAAGCUGAUUUGAUGAUUGCUGGUGGGACUGAAGCUGCCUUGAUUCCCAUUGGGCUUGGGGGGUUUGUUGCAUGCAGGGCAUUGUCUCAGAGAAAUGAUGAUCCGAAAACUGCUUCUAGGCCGUGGGACAAAGAUAGAGAUGGCUUUGUUAUGGGUGAAGGUGCUGGAAUAUUGGUAAUGGAGAGCUUGGAACAUGCGAUGAAACGAGGUGCACCUAUUAUUGCCGAGUACUUGGGAGGUGCUAUCAACUGUGAUGCGUAUCAUAUGACUGAUCCAAGAGGCGAUGGACUUGGUGUAUCUACAUGCAUAGAGAGAAGCCUUGAAGAUGCUGGUGUUUCACCUGAAGAGGUUAACUACAUCAAUGCCCAUGCAACUUCCACUCUAGCGGGUGACCUGGCUGAGGUUAAUGCUAUAAAAAAGGUGUUCAAGAACACUAAAGAGAUAAAGAUCAAUGCUACUAAGUCUAUGAUAGGUCACUGCCUCGGUGCUUCUGGGGGUUUGGAAGCUAUUGCUACAGUGAAAGCCAUACAAACAGGAUGGCUACAUCCUUCCAUAAACCAAUUUAAUCCAGAACCCUCAGUCGAGUUUGACACUGUUGCAAAUGUAAAGCAGCAGCAUGAAGUGAAUGUUGCCAUAUCAAAUUCGUUUGGAUUCGGAGGACAUAACUCUGUCGUCGCCUUUUCUGCAUUCAAGCCUUGAUCAUCCAAGCUUGUCUGCAAGUUUUGUACUACAUCAGUCUUGCUUAGAGGAGAUCUUAACUGUAUCUGAGGCUGCUUUCAUUCUUAUUUUUGGAGCCAGUUGUAGCGAAAUAAUCAAGAGUUACUCUAUUUCAAGGACAGUAGUCAAUUAGAUACCAGGUUCUGUGGGUCAGUAGCAGGUCUUUUAUUUUUUCACUUUUACAUGUGUGGUUGUUGACUUGUUGAUAUGCUGAAUUGUUGUAUUUAAUGGAAAGCUUAUUCUGAUUUUA